Messenger RNA from Parasteatoda tepidariorum (common house spider), 929 nucleotides. RefSeq lists its product as uncharacterized. The record is from RefSeq and is a predicted model, not a curated record. Gene Ontology annotation, molecular function: metal ion binding; protein binding; RNA binding. NCBI's taxonomy places the organism in Eukaryota, Metazoa, Arthropoda, Arachnida, Araneae, Theridiidae.
UUAACUUUAACUGUGCGGUAAAAUUUUGCUUUGUUUUGGACUUUCGCAAUCUUCAAUCUUGACAUCAUGUAAAAUUAUGUAAAUAUUUCAAUCUUUGCUUGUCAGGUAAUGUGAAAAUGAUGUUCGUCUAAAACGUAAUUGUCUUCUUCGCUAUGACUUUAUCCAAAGAAGCAGCGUUAGAAAUUCUCGGAUUGCCUUCAUUUGCUUCAAACGAUUUUAUAGUGCAAAGAUAUAAAUACUUGGCUUUAGAGUGGUUUCCUGAAAAGCACGAUAAUAGUGAAUUUUCUGUUGAGGUGUUUGGAAAUAUCACAAGAGCUGCAUUGACGUUACUUCAACCUGGCAAAAGUCAGAUAAUAGAUUUGGAGGAGAUGUAUAAUUUUUUUCAACAUGUGUUCUUUGGUGGUGCUGGAAGACAUGAUAAAGAAGUAACUGCUGAUUGUGAAUGUGAACAGGAAGUUAGCGAUUCUUCUGCAAAUCCUUUUGAAGAUGAAUUCCGACGUAUUAUUGAAAAAGAAGAAAUUAAGGCUGCAGGUAGAGCGACUGAAUUGAUUCUUGAAGAAGAGGAAGAAAAAGCUAAGUCUGAAAGAAGGAAAGCUAAAAAGAAGAGACGUAAGGAAAGAAAGAAGUUAGAAAAAGUAGAGCCGAAAAGCAAAGCUGAGGAAAGUGUACAAAACAAACAAUCCAAUGAUGCUCCUAAGAAAAAAGCUAAAAAGGGUGAAAUUCUCAAAGUUUCUGAUUCUGAAGAGGAUCUAGAUCCAUCUAGUGCCUUUGUCUCAGUUGUGGCAAAAAAGCAUCGUAAGCAAAUUCCAGGAUUACAACUUAAGCAAGACAUUGUCCUCGAUAUUAAUAAUCACUAUUCGCCGGACUUGCCAUCGGAUGUAAGACUUUUUUGAAUUGUUGUAUGUAUUACUAAACUCAGUAUUAUAUGA